UGUCGCUUCUUUGAUGACGUCCUUCCUGUUUCACCGUAACAACACGUGUACGGUGUACAGUUUCGAGCUGAAGGGAAUAACAGCAACUAAACCUCAGUUUUGAGACGCCGUCGUGUGUUCUCUUGGUUUUUUAUUCUUGGAGGCUUUGCCAACUAAGCGGUCAACAUGGUGAAACCUCAGUUCAAGGGGAAAAGCUCCAUAAACCCUGGCGCGUCCAGCAGCAACCCUGAUCGAGUCAAAGGGGCUGGAGGGAACAACAUGAGGGACCGAGCCACUAUCAAACGUCUGAAUAUGUACAGACAGACGAAGAGAUGUAAUGACCGUGGGAAAGUCAUCAGACCUCUACAGUUCCAGUCCACGGUGUCUCCAGGGACUGUAGCCAGAGUGGAACCCAACAUCAAAUGGUUUGCAAAUACUCGUGUGAUCAAGCAGUCGUCCCUCCAGAAGUUCCAAGAGGAGAUGGGAGCCGUGCAGAAGGAUCCAUAUCGUGUCGUGAUGAAACAAAGCAAACUCCCCAUGUCCCUCUUGCACGAUAGAGUCAAAGCACAUAACUCCAAGGUGCACAUUCUGGACACGGAGGGUUUUGAGACCACAUUUGGGCCCAAGGCUCAGAGGAAGAGGCCCAGUCUCAUGGUGGAGGAUAUGAAGGAUCUCUUAGAACACGCCGAGUCCUCAGGCCUGACCUACAAUUCAGAGAAGGACAAAGACCUGGUGACGGAGGACACAGGGGUCCGGGACGAAGUACGUGAUGACAUCUUCAAAAAGGGUCAGUCCAAGAGGAUCUGGGGAGAACUGUACAAGGUCAUCGACUCGUCUGAUGUCGUCAUCCAAGUGCUGGAUGCCCGAGACCCCAUGGGAACGCGCUCCAAAAGCAUCGAGAAUUAUAUGAAGAAAGAGAAAUCCUGGAAACACCUGAUCUUUGUUCUAAACAAGUGUGACCUCAUCCCCUCCUGGGUCACGAAACGGUGGGUGGCGCUUUUAUCCCAGGAGCACCCGACUCUGGCGUUCCAUGCCAGCCUCACCAACUCGUUUGGUAAAGGCUCCCUCAUCCAGCUGCUCAGGCAGUUUGGAAAGCUCCACGCAGACAAGAAACAGAUAAGUGUGGGUUUCAUUGGCUACCCUAAUGUGGGAAAGAGCUCAGUCAUCAACACACUGCGGUCUAAGAAGGUCUGCAACGUGGCCCCCCUGGCUGGAGAAACAAAGGUGUGGCAGUACAUCACUUUGAUGAGGCGCAUCUUCCUCAUCGACUGUCCUGGCGUUGUCUACCCUUCAGACGACAGUGAAUCUGAUAUCGUCUUGAAAGGAGUGGUUCAAGUGGAGAAAAUCAGGAACCCUGAGGAGCACAUUGAGGCCGUACUGGAGCGGGCCAAGCCAGAAUACAUUCGGAAGACCUACCGCAUUCCCACUUGGACCUCUGCUGAAGACUUCCUUGAGAAGCUGGCAAUGCGCACUGGGAAACUUAUGAAGGGCGGGGAGCCAGAUCUCUCCACCGUCUCCAAGAUGGUGUUGAAUGAUUGGCAGAGAGGACGUAUCCCCUUCUUUGUGAAACCCCCUGGACCGGAGGGGGAUCAACAGGACAAGGAGCCUUUGCCAGUUAAAGUACCCUCAGAGGUAGUUGAGAGUGUGCAGGAGGAACAGCCAGACCAUCCGGGGGCCGUCUCAGAGGAACACGAGGAACAGCAGCGGCAGCAGCAGCGGCAGCAGAGACAGAAGGAGCAGGUCCAGAAGAUUCUGUCUAAUGUGCGACAGAACUUUGGCAAGAUCAAUGUGGCACCUGAGUUCACCGAGGAAGACUUGGUUCCUGUGGAGAUGCCGGACCUAGAACUGUCUGACCUCUCUGGCUCUGACGGCGAGGAAGACUGUGAGGAGGAGGAGGGUGGGGAAGAAGACGGGACCCAGGUUGAACCAGCCGAUGGGGAGACCAAGGACCCUGAGACCACGGACCCCGAGCCCACAACCGCUCAGACUGGCAAAGCAAAGCAGAGUCCCCGUGAGGUGAUUCGUCAGCUGGAUGAGAAGAUCUCUAAGUACAAGCAUUUCCUGGACCGGGCCAAAUUCAAACGCUUCUCUGCAAUCCGGAUACCGAAGGCACUUUCUGACAAAGCGUUCACAGACAUCAAGACUAAACAAGCGGCAACAGCAAAGCAAGCCCAGAAUAAAGAUGCAAACCAGAGGAGCAAUAAGAGGAAAGCUGAGGAGGAAGAUCAGUCCACCCAAUCCCGCAAACUGACGUCCAAACAGAGAAGAGCGAUAGAUCGUGCUCAGAAGACGAAGAAAGUCGGCGUGCGCUAUUACGAAACGCACAAUGUCAAGAACAAGAACAAGAACAGAAAGAUCCCGGGGUCAGCCGCAGAAGGCCAAAGGUCCAAAAGAUCAAAGCAUUAGACUGGAGUCGUAAAACACAACAUUUGUAAUAAACUUUAUUUAAACUAGCUAGGAAGGCCAAGUUUUUAUUGAGAGUGUAGUUGAUGGAAGGGGGGAACGCUAACGAAGCGUUACAUGGUCUUCAUCAAGCGGCCACUUUGAUGCCUUGUCUUAAUGACUUUCUUUUCCUGUUUAACCCAGAACUGCUUUUGAAUGACAUUGCAUUCAUCAUUUACAGGUGUAAUGUUCUCUUGAUGUUCAAGAGAAAUGUACAGUCACUGUUUGAACUGUACCCGUCAUGCCAUGCUGUAAUAAAAACACUCGCUAAUUACACUCA
This is a messenger RNA of Cottoperca gobio, 2701 nucleotides long. It is a transcript of the gene gnl2, whose product is annotated as G protein nucleolar 2. Gene Ontology annotation, cellular component: nucleolus. Lineage: Eukaryota; Metazoa; Chordata; Actinopteri; Perciformes; Bovichtidae. The record is from RefSeq and is a predicted model, not a curated record. Gene Ontology annotation, molecular function: GTP binding.